AACCCAUACCUAGAUAAAUUAUGGAUCCCAAAGAAAUGGCGUUUGUGGCUCCUGGCCAGCCCCGGCGAUUCUGCUGACGUAGUUAUUUUCUGCGGUCGCACCUGGUGGUCGCUGCCACUGCGAUGCAGGUCUACGGUGUGACGUGGACAGCGUGCGGGAAGACGCCAUCCCCUUACGUCAUACUAUGCACACUGCACAUGUUUCUAGGACGAGAUGCGGGCUGCCCACCCGCUGGCCACCCGCCACGGGCUUACGGGGAGGCCCGCUUGUCUCUCGGCUUGGAUGUGGACGCCAACCUGCCGUUUGUGACGAGAUCGCCACCGAUGGGUCCGGCUGGUGCACCGACGACGAGGCCGCUGCCAUUGCAUUGGCGUGUGAAUUGCUACCCGGCCUCGUCGCCCCAGGAGAGAUGCCAGGAGACUCGAGAGGCAGAGGGCUAGAUGCCAUCGUGCGAGUCGGCAAGCUUUCACACGUGCUGGGCAUGGAACACUGGUUCAUAAAGCCGCGUCAAGGUCUCAACGGUCGCAAGACGGCAAAUGCUCAGCGCUCGAGAUGAGGGAAGCGACGAAGGUUGGUUCGCGUGGACCCUUCGCCGCGCGCAAACCAUCGUGCUCGCGUUGCGUUGUCUGAGCGUGUUACAUGCACUUCAACACAGGGUCUGGUGCUUAUGUUCUUAUGCGCUAGGGUUCCAUAAAUAUUUGUACAAACGGUGUUCGGCCAUAUGCUUGCCGCCUUAUGAAGACGGCACAAAUGUUAGAGUAGCAGGAAAAGGUGUCGAAGGGAAAAUCGUCGAGGGAUACAAAAUA
Messenger RNA from Closterium sp. NIES-67, 806 nucleotides. The record is from the annotation of a GenBank genome assembly. NCBI's taxonomy places the organism in Eukaryota, Viridiplantae, Streptophyta, Zygnematophyceae, Desmidiales, Closteriaceae.